Syngnathus typhle (broad-nosed pipefish) is the source of this 3098-nucleotide messenger RNA. RefSeq names its product pleckstrin homology domain-containing family O member 1-A-like. Gene Ontology annotation, cellular component: ruffle membrane; muscle cell projection membrane. Bases 566 to 2386 code for a protein of 606 amino acids. The transcript is spliced from 8 exons. Gene Ontology annotation, biological process: regulation of myoblast fusion. NCBI's taxonomy places the organism in Eukaryota, Metazoa, Chordata, Actinopteri, Syngnathiformes, Syngnathidae. The record is from RefSeq and is a predicted model, not a curated record.
GACCCGGCCCAUUCGGGCGCGCCACCACAGCCGGACAAGUUUGGUUGGCUGAGGAAGUUCUGCGGCCGCGGGAUCUUCAGGGAGCUUUGGAGGAACCGCUACGUGGUUCUCAGGGGAGAACACUUGUUCAUAUCGGACAAGGAGGUCGGAACCAACCACGCACGCACACCCAUCAUACGUCUUGUGUGUUUGCCAUGCACAUACACAUGCUGGAGUGAGACACACGUUUUACCAUCAAAUGCAUCCAAACACAAAUACAGGCCAAAGCUGCUGGCUGAGCAGUCAACACGUGCGAGUAAAUCAAAGAUCAUGUGACAUGACCGAGCCUGCAGCUGACACACACACACACACACACACACACAAUGGUGAGCAUUUGUAAUGCAAAUGCACACUCCUGCAUGCACAAAUGCACAUCCGCAUCACACACGCAGUUAGGUCAUUUCCAGAGAUUAGUGUUGUAGCCGUUUGAAUUCCAUCUUUUGGAAAGCACGCAUCAUCCCCAUGCGCUUGCGGCGUCCGGGCGAUCUGGUAUUAGCAUCACACUGACGAGCUGAGAGGCCUUGUUAUGAGAGACGCACUCAAAUUUGCGCAUUUUAUUGUCCAUGUGGCGGCGUCACGUUGCUCACAUAUCGAUCGACGCAUCUAUUGGCUUCCUUGUACCGCCGUGUUGUUAUGCAAUGGCCGCCGAGCAUUUUCAGUGGGCGUGGCAGUCAAUUCAGUAAUGUGCGAGGGCAUUUGGGUCAUGAGAAGUGGUUUUCUGCAGGUGAGGGACGAGCGCAAGUCAGCGGAAGUUUUAGACCUGGGCGACUACGAGCGCUCCGAAGAGUUGAGGCGGGCCAAAAGCCGUAGCAAGAAGAACCACAGCCGCUUCGCCCUCAUACGAUGCCGACGGCCCGGCAACAAGGUUCCCAACCUUCUCUUCCUGGCCGUCAGUCCCGAGGAGAAAGAAUCGUGGGUCAAUGCUCUCAACGUCGCCAUCGUCAAGGCCAAAAACAAAGUUUUGGACCAGGUGACCAUGGAGCAGGACGUGUUAGUGCAUCCCACCAGAGACCGAGCCAAGAUUCCCCACGGACGCCGUCUUCCCACCCGAGGACACCUCAUGACCGUGGCUUCCUCGUCCUGUCACGGCUCGCUGACCCUCGACUUGGUGGCUGAGGAGGAAGGCGGCUUCUCGGAAUGUGACGGCGCCUCCUGGGAGAACGUGUCCGGCGCGGGCUUCUCCGGAGAGUUGGCGGCGGCCGGAGGUGGCGGACGUCAGCGCUCGGGGACGGAUGUGUCCAAACUACGCGUUCGAACGGAGGAACCCAAAAUGAAGACGGGAAGUUUGCCCAGAGGUAGCGAACGUUCCUGGGGAAAACACUCCCAACUGGAAACUUCCAAGGUGCACAAGAGCCAGCAGGUCCUUCAGAACCAAUCCAGAACCCCUCAGCCUGGGAAGAGAAGCGGAAUUGCGGGGCGGAGUCGCUGCGCAUCCAUGGAUGAAGUCCUUUCUUCCAGACCGGCGAUGAUUCGCUCUGAGUUGCGUCGGGCUCUCGGUCGACGCCCUGCCGGAGAAGAGGGCGGGGCAUCGGUGCAGCCCGUGGGCCAGCUGCAGAGUCUCAUCGCGCAGAAGAUGCAACGAGCACAGGAAUUGUUGGAGGAAAUCCGUCUGCAGGAGCUGCAGAGAGCCAAGGCUGAGCAAGAGUUUGGGAAAGGGGUGGAGUCGCCUCGUCUUCGUCACCUGAGGGCUGGAGACUCACCUCAUUCCAGGGCGUCUUCAUCUCCACGCAGCCGUAGCGGUGAUUCUCCUGGUCAACGGCGUAGGGACUCGCCCCGGUCGAGAGCUCGUGACUCGCCGCGCUCUAAAGGCCGCAAGAAUCGCCGCUCCCGGGAUGUCGAUUCCCCCCGAUCCCGAGGCUCUCCGUCUCCUGCCCGUCUCAGCGACUCACCGCUCAACAAAACUUCUGAGCCCUCCGCAGAGGUGUCCCGUCUUCCGGCCUCCCCGCAGGACGCCCUUGGACCGGACGGUGGCACCGCCGAUUUGCCGCCGUGCCUCCACGGCGGUGACGAUUCAUCCUGUGCCGGUCAGAACAAAUCCAAGAGCCUGUCAGAAUCCUUGGACGGCUGUCAGAGCAAAACGCCCCCAAAACCGAAGCAGGAUGAGGAAGAGCUCCUGAAGAGGCAUGCCGAGGCAGAGCGCCUCCUCAUGGAGGCCAUGUGUUCCUGGCAGGAGGCGCAGGAAGUGCUGCAGGAGGUGAAGGAACUGCAGAGCCACACGCUGCGUCGCCAACGCAGAAGGACCUACGAGAAGAUGACGCCAAGCACGGCCACCUCGCCACAGGCUGAGGGCGAAGUCAAUGCCGGCAAGGUGGCGACGUCACCCGAAGAUGAAUCGGAGUCGCCUUGAUCCAAAUGUUUCCUUUGCAGGAAUUUUUCACUCUUCGUCCACCUUGCAGGGCAGCCCCCCCCCCCCCCGUGAAUCUACCAUGUGACUCAGGUCGAUUCCAUGUGACUCAAUUUGAUUGCAUGUUUCUCCAUGUUCCUCCGUUUGAUGCCAUCUGACUCCACGUGAUUUUGUUUUGAUUCUGUGACUCCAUUGGAUGCCAUCAGAGUCAUUGGACUCGACACCAGCACACUCCGGGUGACUUUGCGUUCUUCCACCUGUCUCCACAAGGCGACAACAAUGAGUCAUCCCGACUCCCCUUCUCAGGAAAGUUCCAUUUUGGAGGGCACCUGUGCUCUUUCUUUUUAAACCAGCAGAAGAAAGCGACAAUGCGUCAACUGUGAUAACUUGCUGUCGCUGCACUUUUCAACUGAUGACUUGCUCUUCUGGUGAUGAUGUCAUUAGCAAUAAUGUCCAGUGAUGAUGUCAUCCCAAACUUUCAAACUUGAACUUUUCGAGUCGUUUCUUUGAGAUUCUUUCUGCUUGUCACAAGAAGCACAACUGCGCGCACACAGCGUUUUGCUGCCUGACUAUUAUGGGCUGUCAGACUGCCCGCACUAACUUGCACUGACACAAUUUCAGAAAGAAAGUGGGACAAAAAACAGCUGUUCACAGGCACACGCACACACAUCUCAUAUUUGAAUUCUUGUUGGAAGCGCACGUGAAAUAAAAGUCU